GCUCUCUCUCUCUCUCGAUUGGAAGAAGGAGAGCUGCUAGAAGACCUUAUCAUUCAAAUCCAUAUCCUCGUCCAUUCUCUCUCUCUCUCUCUCUCUCUCUCGAUUGGAAGAAGGAGAGCUGCUAGAAGACCUCCUUAUCAUUCAGAUCCAGAUCCAGAUCGAAAUCCAUUCUCUCUCUCUCUCUCGAUUGGAAGAAGGAGAGCUGCUAGAAGACCUUAUCAUUCAGAUCCAGAUCCAAAUCCAUUCUCUCUCUCUCUCUCUCUCUAUUGGAAGAAGGAAAGCUGCUAGAAGACCUCCUUAUCAUUCAGAUCCAGAUCCAAAUCAGUUCAAGAGUAUUGCAUUGUUCAAAGUUGGAUACAAGUGAUGGAUAAGAGUUGGAUGCAAAAGUCAAGGGUGAGCUUGGAAUAUGUUAAGGGCAUGAAGGAAUUCAUUGAGUUUGCAUUCAACAAUGCUGCUAGCGAGGGGAAGAUCUUAUGUCCAUGUGUAAAGUGCGCCAACCUCUUUUGGCGUGCUCAUAAAGAAGUGGUAGAUCAUCUUGUGUGUGAGGGAAUUAUGCCGAAUUACACCCGUUGGGUGUUCCAUGGGGAGGCGUCUUCUUCAUCGACUUCCGGCCCUGCAACUAGUACACAUGAUGAUAUGCCUCCACGUGAUGACAUGCAUGGAUUGUUGCAUGAUGUGUUUGGAAUAUCAGGUGUGGAUGACAUGCCAACUGAGUUGCCAUCACAGGAGCCAAUACAAGAGGAACCGAAUCCUGAAGCUGAAAGAUUCUUCAAGUUGUUGCAAGAUGCCGAACAAGCCUUGUACCAUUUUAGUUCUGUUGGUCAGGUAUAG
Molecule: messenger RNA, 831 nt
Organism: Magnolia sinica
Lineage: Eukaryota; Viridiplantae; Streptophyta; Magnoliopsida; Magnoliales; Magnoliaceae
Exons: 3
Coding region: 364-831 (155 amino acids)
Source: RefSeq, a predicted model, not a curated record